AUGGAUACUACAUCAGUUGACGGGGCCGGCAGUGCUGAUCAUGACUCUCCUCGGCUUUGGGCCCAGCAUGGCAAUCAGUGCCUCCCUGCUCUUUCCACGCCUUGUGAUUCAGCUUUGUUGAGAGGAGAGUCGGCGGCCAGGAGUAUUCGGUUUCAGGCAUUCGGGUAUCUUACGCCGUCAGGAGACUACAGGGCUUUGAGAUGUAAUUUAUUUAUUUCUCACAAACAUGAUGUGAGGAUGCCAAGCCAUACAAAAUCUUUCAGCCCAAAUAGACGGGCGGCAACUGGAUCAAUGAAGAAGUCUCCAAUUCUGAACAAGUCUUGGAGGGAGUUUCAGAAAACUCGAGCGAAUAUGCGUCCUGUUGCAAAUAAAGCCAAUCAUAAAGUGAAUGUUGGUUCACAACCGGGCAAACAAUUUCCUUCGAAGAAUAUCAACAUUGGUCAGCCAAGUGCAAAAAUAGUGAACAAUUCAUCAGUGGCAAAGGGUGCUAGCAGGUCAAAUCAUGUUUCUACAUCAAAGGGUAUGAAGCAGCCUACUGCCUCAUGCUUCGAAAAACGUUCGAUUUCGGUAGAGAAACCAAAGGCUCUCUCAAGGUCAACGGUCGAUGGAAAAGCCAGAUUGAACGAAACACAUGCCUUAAAAAGGAAACGAGAGGUGAAUGAUGCUUCACAACCAACCAAUUCAGGGAGCAUCCCUUCAUAUCCAUUUGGUAGUGACCUUCUAGAAUUUCAAAGGGACAACCAUUCUAUGAACUUGACUUUUGAAAAUGUUGAGAAAAGAGGGCUUAUAGAAAGAAACAUGGGCCAAUUUGCUAAUUGCUUUGGAAAAAACAGUAAUUCCAUGUCCAAGAAGAGGAAGGAUCCUGAGGCACUCGAUGAUGAUAGUAAUGUUGGAGUACAAGUGGAUAAUAUGAGUUCUAAGCAGAUGAAGAAACUCAAACAAUUCAGAGUAACUUGGAAAGAUGAAGCAGAAGAUGGCGGUGGUGAUCUUAGUCAUGUGGGUGUGGAGGAUGACACCGCCAGUAUUUUAAAGAAUGGUCACUUUAAAGUCUCAGUGUCAUCAUGUGUUGAACAACAAUGCUAUAGUUGUUCGAAGCCCAUUGACAAACCUACUUGGAGUGGCAUCUUUAAGACAGACGAUAAGGAAUAUGUAUCAUUAGAUGGACAUUUGUCGACCAAAUCAUGUGAGAAAGCAUGGAGUUUGUCCAAACAAUUGCUUAAAGUGGCUGAAGUGCAAAAGCUUUCGAGGUUGGAGGUGUGGCCUAAGGCAUGGGAGGUAUCAAAACCAAUUGCCGACGACAUUGGCAUCUAUUUAUUUCCUCAUGAAAUGAGGAGAAUUAAAAUGCCUAAUUCCCUCUUUUGCAUCCCUAGGCAAGACGAAGGCUUGGACCAACUAGUUAGAGAAGUCAUGCAAAAUGAUUUAGCUUUGCGGGCUAUUAUUGGUGAAGCCGAGAUGUUGAUAUUCCCUUCUAUUCUACUGUCUAGUCAUCACCAGACAUUUCAGAGAAAACACUAUCUAUGGGGAGUAUUCAAGCGUAGGGAAGACAAAGGUGUUGUGGUUGAAGAACCACUUAGUGUUGUGGGGUGUUGUGAGAUGGAAAAGCAGCAAAAUGUUGUCUUAGACCAGCCUAAUCAUAUGCUACCAGGUGAAGAACCAAAUGAAGAAAUGAUUCGGAUGGCGAGCGCCAUACCUUUGGAAAGACAUAUGUUGCCUCCUAAUAAAAGUACUCAAGAAGUUAAAGCUAGCCGUCUCAAAGGGCCAACCAACAAGGUCUUUGAUCCUAAAGCCCCUAGUGAAGAAGGGGGACAGGCAGAAGCUACUCCUGUUGCUACUGAUGCCGCUGCAUUUCCAGCAAGCCAAGGACAAAUUAACCCUAGUAUGGGACAUACCCCAGGCAGGCUGAUGGGUUUUGUUGUCCGAAAAACUCCAAAACUUGAUCAAAUUAUCCGAGAGAUAGAACGGGAAGGUGCAUUGGUAUUUGCUAUGCAAGGGGAGAUGGUUGGUGCUGGAUGGGCAGGCAGCAAGGCUACUGUCCCUCAAAAGUAG
This is a messenger RNA of Miscanthus lutarioriparius, 2046 nucleotides long. Lineage: Eukaryota; Viridiplantae; Streptophyta; Magnoliopsida; Poales; Poaceae. The record is from the annotation of a GenBank genome assembly.